GCUGUGCCUACAGACAGGCGGCGGAGGACUCAGGCAAACAUGUCAGACGUCGGUUGCGAGUUUGAAAUCGACGUGGAGAGCCUGGAGACAGAGAGCGACGACCCGGCGGACUCCUCCAGCAGACCCGGCUCGGUGCCGCUUUGCGCCGCCGCCACAGAGGACGACGAGAAGCCGGGCCCCAGCGGCCUGUGUGCGGGGGACCAGAGGAAGCUGAGCCGGACACCAAAGUGUGCCCGCUGUCGAAAUCAUGGCGUUGUGUCCUGUCUGAAGGGGCACAAGCGUUUCUGCCGCUGGAGGGACUGCCAGUGCGCCAACUGCCUGCUGGUGGUGGAGAGGCAGCGUGUUAUGGCGGCGCAGGUUGCCCUGAGGAGGCAGCAAGCCACGGAGGAUAAGAAAGGUCUAUCGGGGAAACAUAUUCCAUCAGAGAGGAGGACAAUAUAUCAGCGACACAUUCGACCGUCCACCAUGCUUGCAAAAAGCAUCCUUGAAGGAUACCGUCCAGUGCAGUCGGAUCCUUUUCUGGCGGCCAACCCGUCCCUCCCCCCACCACUGAGCGAUCGCAUGAGGAAGAGGAGGGCCUUUGCCGACAAGGAGCUGGAAACCAUCAUGUUGGAGCGGGAGUACAAAGAGCGAGAGCUGCUGGAGAACAGCCAGACGGCCACAGCUUCGCUUCUCUUCCCUAAUAACAUGGUCCACCACGCUGCUGAGUACAACUCGUAUAAAACAGCAUACUCGCCUUCUGCUCAGGCUGAGCCGCAACCCAAGGACUUGUGCAACUUCCUGGGUCCAAACUGCCUGGAUCUGUCCAUGCAGUACCCUGCUGGCUCUGCCAAUGUUGAGCUCAUUGCCUCCAACGUCAGCGUGGCCACCACCUACCGCCACUACCCUCUGCAACAAUCGCGAGGUGGCUUCAUGAUGUGGCCCCGUAGUGCAGCUAACCUGGGUGACGCCCUCCUCUACCAGCAGUGUCUGUUCAACGCCACGGCUGUGCAGAACAUGAAGCCGAGCGCUGUGUGGGAGCCAAAAGUGAUGCCUACAGAGAGUCAGCCGCCAGAGCAAGAGGCAGCGGCUGCUCUCGCUGCUAAACUAGAGGGAUCCCGGGUAGCUGCCCUGCAGGACUCCUCAGACUCUCAAAGAGCUGAUCCCAAACCUCCUGUUGUCACUCAGGCAGGGCAGAGGGAGUGUUCGGCCUUCUCUCCCCCUAAGAGAAGCUUUGGACAAUCCUUCCCCAACAACUCUCAUUCCCACAACUCCAGCCAAGUUCUGAACAAACUGAGCAAGGACAGCGCUAAGCUCUCCAUGAAACUCAACUCCUUUCACUCCCUCAUUCAGCACUCGCUGAGUGAAAAAAACAGCGGCGGUGCAGGGCCAGAGCUCAAGGCGCCGUACUGCAAGGAGCUCUUAGAGGAGGCCGCACGAAAGUUCAGGGAGGGCUCCACCAAAGACAUUCAGGCAGUCAAAAUGAGCGACAGGUACGCUAAAGACUUUUUAACCAAACCUGUGGGGACCAAGAUGGUGUCCAGUGAGUCAUUGUCUUUCUCUGUGGAGGCCAUACUGAAGAGACCGGCACCUGCAAUGAGUCGAGCAUUCCAUUAACUUUCAUAAAGACGUUGAUUUGAAGAUUUGCUCAGUUGGCGGGCAAAUCUCAAACCCACAUGCAUAUCAUCAGAAAUUAGACCAGCUAGAAACCUGUUUGUAAUAUUUAUGUACAGUGUAUUAUAUUUCACAUGUGCAUGUUUGAUAACUUUAUUAUGUAGAGUAUUUAAACAUUAUCCCAAUGUUUUCCUCAUGUCAAUAAACUUUGAAAGACUGAA
Messenger RNA from Labrus bergylta (ballan wrasse), 1814 nucleotides. Lineage: Eukaryota; Metazoa; Chordata; Actinopteri; Labriformes; Labridae. The record is from RefSeq and is a predicted model, not a curated record.